AAGAAAAAAAAAAGAGAAAGAAAGAAAUAUUCGAUGAUAAAAGCCACGAUGUUUUGUGUUAAAUCGAGGCAACUACCAAUGCUUCAAGUUUCGGGAAAUUGCUUUUUCCCUUUCAAUCCAAGCUUGCAGGAGGAACUUAAACGAUUAUUCACCGAUGAUUUCACAUUCUACAGUUACUAUACCAAUCCGUAUCCUAACGUGGACGACGUGAUGGAAGAAUUUCGUCACAAUGGACGGGAUUUUGAAUAUUGUCCGGAUGUCGACGAUUAUCAACAGCCUGUAGCUAAUAUUCGUCGAAAAAAGCCGAAAAAGCCAUUACCAAACGUAUGCGUCUUUUGUAGAAACAAUGGCGUUGAGGAAAUAUACUAUCGGCAACAUUUGAUCAAGUAUGCUGAUGGCCGAGUGCAGUGUCCCGUUCUUAGGGCAUAUACGUGUCCAAUCUGUGGUGCUACUGGAGAUACAGCGCAUACCGUGAGCCAUUGUCCUAUGAGAUCCAAAAAUUCAGGAUCUUAUCAAUCAAAAUCAUCAUUCGAGACAAUUUCAACGACGAACGAUCCAAAAUUACAAAGAAAUUCAAUAGGUAAACGACGUCAGAAGUGAAUUGAUUUUCUUUUUUUUUUUUUUAUUAUUUUCGAAUAUAUCGACGACAUUAACUUUUUCAACCGUGAUCUAUCUUAAUGAAUAAGAAAACAAGAAGGAAGGCAGAAAGUAUAGAUAAAAGAGAAAAAAAAACAAAAUUACCAAUGUACUACAACUAAACUGGUAUGGUAAUUAGAUAAACGUUCGAAUUGAAUUUACAUUGAUAUUUGUGCUAAACAAUUAAUUAUUUUCAACAAUUGUUUCUGACAAUUUUUGAAAAUAUAAAAGAUCGUUCGAAAAUUAAUAUGGCAUAUAUAUAUAUA
Vespa mandarinia (Asian giant hornet) is the source of this 902-nucleotide messenger RNA. RefSeq names its product RNA-binding protein nanos (gene nanos). NCBI's taxonomy places the organism in Eukaryota, Metazoa, Arthropoda, Insecta, Hymenoptera, Vespidae. Gene Ontology annotation, molecular function: RNA binding; zinc ion binding. The record is from RefSeq and is a predicted model, not a curated record.